Messenger RNA from Ogataea polymorpha, 2013 nucleotides. RefSeq lists its product as uncharacterized. Gene Ontology annotation, biological process: DNA-templated transcription; regulation of DNA-templated transcription. The record is from RefSeq and is a predicted model, not a curated record. Gene Ontology annotation, molecular function: DNA-binding transcription factor activity, RNA polymerase II-specific; zinc ion binding; DNA binding. The transcript has a single exon. Lineage: Eukaryota; Fungi; Ascomycota; Pichiomycetes; Pichiales; Pichiaceae. The annotation marks the transcript as partial.
CGGCCCAAACGGUCGAAUAUCGCGUGCGAACGGUGCCGCAAACGGCACAUCAAGUGCGACGGCGAGGGCCCGCCGUGCAAGCGGUGUGCAGCGGCGAACACCUCGUGCGAGUAUACGGAGGGAGAGGCCAAGGUUGUGAUAUCGAUGAAAUAUUUAAGCAAGCUGCACGACGAGAUCUCGCGGCUCAAGAUCGAGAACGCUGUGCUGCGCAGCGCCACAAAGACAGGAUCUGCAGACCCUGUGGCGAAGCAGAAGAGCACCGAGCCAGAGUCACUGUUUAAGCAGCCGGUCACGAGCUCGACCAACAUGAACAUAAACCAGCUGCUGAACCACGAAAACAAAACAGAACACAAGGGCAGCGAGGUGAUCCCGCCGUUUUUGGACAAGUACGGCAGCAUGGUGCAUUCGCGCACGGGUGAGGGGUUCUAUAUCGGCAAUUCGUCGAUGACUCUUUUCGGGUUGGAGAUCAACCGGCUGAUGGCCCCGCUGAUGAAGAGCCGUGGCUCACAGUCGCUGGAAGCGCCGGAGCUGGGCUCAAUGGGCGACACCGUGCUUGAGCGCGAGGGCAACGCGUACAGAAUCAUGCUGGGACAAACACCGUCGCGGUCGGGCACGAACGUCAACUUCGCGCUGCCCAGCUACAGCUACGCGAUGUUACUUGUAGACACGUUUAUUUCGUACAACGACGGGUGUUUUUACUUCUUCAACGAGGGACUGGUGAAGGAGAACUUGCGACGGAUCUACAACGACGACGGGAGCGGACCCAAGCCCGAUUUCGGCGGAGACGGCAAGGACGAGUCUGUACUGGAAACCAUCUGGUUCUGCAAGGUGCUGCUUAUUUUUGCGGUGGGAGAAAUAUAUCUCGGGACCGUGAACGAUCUCAAUGGAUACAAGCUGAACGACAAGCGCAAGAAACAGAAACUGGCCAAGUCGCCACGGCUGCCUGGCUCCGGGUUUUUCCUGCAAGCCAGCGAGCUUUUCACCGCGCUCUUCUCCAGCGGAGCCAUCGACAACUGCGCGAAAAAGGGAGGCAUCGAGGUGCUGCUGCUGUACGCAUUCUACCUGCAAGUGGCUGACUGCACGAUCUCGUCGUACUUCUACUUUGGAAUAGCGCUACGUGCAUCGCUGAUCCUUGGCUUCCAUGUCGACGUCGGCAAAGACUCCAUCAAUCGGUACGAGCUCGAGCAUCGUCGCCGACUCUGGUGGACCGUGUAUAUUUUUGAGCGGAUGUUGGCGUCCAAAGCUGGGCUGCCGCUCUCGCUCACCGACGACGACAUCUCCACAGAGCUGCCCGACGACUUCGACAUGUCGAAUCCUCCACCAGGCUGCGAACAUUACAUCUUCCCUGAGGCAGAGUUUAUUCGCAACUGUGUGAAAAUCACCCAGAUCAACGCAAACAUCCUCCGCCGGCUGUACACGCGCCAGCCGUCCAGCAACAUCCUGCCUAUCGUGCACGACCUCGUGGUGAGCCUGUUCAACUGGAAGAAACAGCUGCCCGAUUACGUAAACUGCGACUUUCAGCAGCCAGAAAUCAACGUCAGCAGGCUUGUCGUCAACAUGAUGACCGAGUACUUCCAGGGUAUCAAUCUGGCGGUGCGGCCCCUGCUAUUCCAUUUUGUGCUUGUGAACUUGCGCGCUCAGAAUCCGAAAAAUGGCGUCUUUCUCGACCUCACAAAGUACUCUUCCACGGUGCUGACCCUGCUCAACGCCUCCUUCCAGGCCUCUAUCAACACCAUUCGCUCGCUUUGGGUGCUCGUGCCGGAGAAUAUGCUUGCGCUGUUUGGCUACAUGGACAGAGAGUAUCUGUUCACGUCCACGGCUACGCUGGUGCUUUUCAACGCCACGUUUGGCGUCCACGACGCCACGCUCGAGCACUUGGACCACGCCCUCGUCAUGUUCACCAAGAUGCGCAACCUCGGCAACCACCCGGCCGCGCUCAGACGCGAUCAGGUCCUCAAACUUAUGACGCUGCUGGAUUUCAACGGCCGCAACCUAGAGCUUGUCAGAAAACAC